AUGCCGCGUGUUCCCAAUGCACUCGAAGGUCGCUAUAAAACCACCCGCUUGCGCCCCCAGGGGUUCGCCGCCCGCGUCACACCAACAGAGAGCGCCCAGAGCCCCGCUGUGUGCUGCGAACAAGAGUCGACGACGAUGGGGGCCGGGGCGAGCGUCGUGUACGCCCUCGGGUUUGCGGCCGGGGCGGCGUGGGCCGGGGCUAAUAAACUUGUCGAUGCUGCUUACGACGCCCUCGACGCGGUCCACAAUGCCGCGAAGGAGGUGGCGGAGUACCUGCGCGAGGUGAUGGACGCCGCGUGCUCGGCCGCCGCGGGCGCCGCCUCCUGGGCCCUGGAGAAGCUAGAGAAAGCCGCGGCGUUCGUCGUCGACAUGGUCUUCAGGUUCCUCCGCUGGCUGUUCGGCCGCAAGAAAGCCGGCGCGUCGAGGCGCGAGAUGCGCCGCGCGGGUCCAGCGACUCCCGACGUGUUCGCCGAGGCCGCGGCGCGCGUCGCCAGGUCCGGGCGCUGCAUCAUGGGGCCGGCAGCUUCGUCGGCGGUCGUCGUCGGCCCUGCUGCCGCCGCCGCGCCCGGAGCGCUCGCCCUGCCGGAGUCGGUGUCCGGGUCUGACGUGGCCAUGCGCGCGGCCAGAAGCGCCUCGGGGAUGAUGGGUCUCAUCCUUGAGGCCCUCGCCGCGGAGGCCGAUGUGGGUGGCAGCAUUCCUGCGGCGGCAAGGUCCUCCACCGCCGUCAUAGCAGCCGCGGCGGCCGUCUGCCUCGACGCUGUCGCUUCCACCGACGCAAAUGCCUAG
This is a messenger RNA of Panicum virgatum (switchgrass), 786 nucleotides long. RefSeq lists its product as uncharacterized. The coding region runs from base 1 to 786 and encodes 261 amino acids. The record is from RefSeq and is a predicted model, not a curated record. The transcript has a single exon. Lineage: Eukaryota; Viridiplantae; Streptophyta; Magnoliopsida; Poales; Poaceae.